AUGCUUGGUGUCUAUGCUAUUUCUGAUAUAAAUAUUAGGUGUUCUCGGUUGUUUGAUGUAGUUAGUAUUUUGAAUUCAAUAAAUGGUCCUUUUUCUUUAAUGGGGAACUUUAAUGAUAUUCUAUCUUUCAUGGAGAAACAAGGUGGACAGUUUGGGGAGGCAUGGAGCUUCGAGCUUCCUUUAGAGAUGGUUUAUCAUUUGGAUUUCAUUGGUUCUGACCAUAAACCUUUACUUUUGGAUUCUCAGGGCUCUUCUCGAAGGAUUAUUAGAAGGGCUUGGAAUUUGGAGGUGAUGGGUUCCAAAUGGUACAAAGUGCUGAAGAGAAUUAGAGAACGUAGAAUGCAAAUUCUUGACUGGAGGAAAAAAGCUAAUGUUAAUUCACGGAAGCAAAUUGAGGAAGCUAGGGCACAUCUGACCGGUCUAAUGGCUUGGCUAGAAGGGUUUUCUUUUGAUAGGGUUGAUGUGCUUGAUGCAGAAAUAAAGUUGAAGAAAGCUUGGCUAGAAGAAGAGAAAUAUUGGCGGACAAAGUCUAGAAAUUAA
Dovyalis caffra is the source of this 540-nucleotide messenger RNA. NCBI's taxonomy places the organism in Eukaryota, Viridiplantae, Streptophyta, Magnoliopsida, Malpighiales, Salicaceae. The record is from the annotation of a GenBank genome assembly.